AUGUUGAGUACGUCUGUGGCUACCACGCAGAAUAUAUCACAUACUCCAACUGCGUCUCAAAUUGCUAGUCUGUAUGAUAAUCAGAACCCCUUUCAUGAGCACCUCCAAAAUGUUGCUGAUAAUGUUUCAAAUUCCAACGAUAAAACAACAAAAUCCCCAGUUCCAUUCCUUGAUAGGUUGGUGGAAGAUGGAGAUAUCGACAAGUCUCAAAUUAUCCAAUUAUUGGUAUUAGGACAGCCUAAAAAUAUCACCCAGUACAGUGAACACAUUUACAAGCUAUUGAGUAUACUAUAUGAGUAUGAACAUAUAACUGGUGAUGAAUAUGAGAAAUUGAAUGGAAAGGCCAUCAAUCUUUUUGACGGGUUACCGAUGUAUCAAAACUUGAACAAUCCCUUGGCGUCCAAAUUGUACUUGAUUGUGGAGAAGAACUUUGAUAUGUUAAUUAAAAUCUCCGUCGACGCCCACAAUCUUAACUUGUCGACCAGGGCCGUUCGAUUUCUCACCGAAGUGAUUCUGUCGUUGAAUUAUUGGGAAAUCUAUAAUUUGCUAACUUGGAAACCGGCAAUUUAUCACUUUUUGUGCAUCAUUCAAUUCAACAUGAAUGAAUGUUACUUACGGUUCAUCAAGGACUAUUCCAGCUAUAACUUCCGACAGCAAUACGUUAGUUUCAACAGAGAUAAUGUUGGAAAAAGAUCAAGACGGAUCACAGAUGGUCUAGAUGACGAAGAUGAAGACGAAGACGAGGAUGAAGACAUGUACGAUGAUAAUACGUCUACCAAUGAAGAUAAUGAAAACUACUCAUCCGGUUCCAAUACUCCUCUUGAUGGCAAACAUAUGAUGAUACAACAUUCAGGCUUAAAUAGUCAACUAUUGAAUGCUGAUGGUGAACCUGUUGACAUGGAUGGGGACACAUUUAUCAACAGUGACUUAAAAUCAUUGGCUCCAAAAGACAGAAAGAGGAUAACAAUUGAACCCAAACUUGCUCGUAAGAUUAUUAAGAGAGCAAAUACUAGGAUUUCAACCAAGUCCUCUAAUUAUGAUCCAGAUGUGGUUCAUGAAUGUCAAUUACCUUCUGCUGACGAACAUGGUAAAAUGUGUUUAAGAAGGUUUUCCAGAAAGUAUGAAUUGAUACGUCACCAGGAAACAGUCCAUUCGAAGAAGAAGAAGCUUUUCAAGUGUUUUGUUUGUGUGAAACAGAACCCUAGUAUUGGGCCAAGAAUAUUCACCAGACAUGAUACUUUGGCAAAACAUAUAAGGGUCAAUCAUAAGAUUUCUGGAAAGGAGGCCAAAGCUGAAGUGGCCUUCUCUAAGAAGCACGCAGAAGUGGUCGAGGAGGGGGAUAUCACCGUUCAUGUGGGACGGAGAAAGACUAAGGUGGACUUUGAGUUAAGAGCACAUAUGGAGAAGAAGAGGAUUAACAAGGAUGGCGAGUACUAUGAGGCUGACUACUCAAUGGAUGGUGACAUGGAUGACUCACAUGAU
This is a messenger RNA of Yamadazyma tenuis ATCC 10573, 1482 nucleotides long. It is a transcript of the gene FGR15, whose product is annotated as Fgr15p. The record is from RefSeq and is a predicted model, not a curated record. Lineage: Eukaryota; Fungi; Ascomycota; Pichiomycetes; Serinales; Debaryomycetaceae.